Molecule: messenger RNA, 4407 nt
Organism: Anguilla anguilla (European eel)
Lineage: Eukaryota; Metazoa; Chordata; Actinopteri; Anguilliformes; Anguillidae
Gene: itga2b
Product: integrin, alpha 2b
Exons: 30
Coding region: 211-3330 (1039 amino acids)
Biological process (GO): cell-cell adhesion; integrin-mediated signaling pathway; angiogenesis
Cellular component (GO): integrin complex; external side of plasma membrane
Molecular function (GO): integrin binding
Source: RefSeq, a predicted model, not a curated record
CGCGAUGUCACGGUUGAAGAGCACUACCCAGUCCGAAUGUGCCGUUCAUCUUCAGGCAAAUCUCCCGGCACACAAAGUGACUGCAGUGUGUGUGUGUGUGUGUCGCAGAAGUGCUCUUAGUUAGGGUGGGGAGCCUCCUGUUUUACCCACAACAAGGGAGUCCCAAGCCCAAGACGUGCACACACAAGACGCAGUCCCGAGUUAUAGACCAUGGAGAGGAGGGAGAGCGCGCUGCCCUUGUGCUUGUGCGCGCUGAUCUGCGCGUUUCCUCCUCGCGCUCACGCUCUGAACCUGGACCUGGACAACGUCACGGUCUACUCCGGGCCCGGCGGCAGUUAUUUUGGGUUCUCUGUGGAUUUUCAUCCGUCCAAUGGCAGCGUUGUGAGUGUGGUGGUGGGGGCCCCAAAGGCCAACACGAGCCAGCCCAAUGUGGACGAGGGGGGCGCCGUGUUCCUUUGCCCCUGGACCGAGGAGGGGGGGUCAUGUCAGAGCUUGCCCUUUGACAGGGAAGGUGAUGAAGAACACGCAUUCCACCAUGUACAACUGCAGGAAUUCAAAUCCCACCAGUGGUUUGGAGCCAGUGUGCGAUCUACAGGUACCCACGUCUUGGCGUGCGCGCCGCUUUUCCACUGGAACGCCGUUGGCGCCGCCGAGGAGUCUGGGAAAACCCCGGUGGGGAACUGCCAGAUCAGGGACAUGCGGUCCGGGGAGCUGGCCGACUACUCCCCCUGCAGAGGCAUGCUCACAGACAGCAUCUACAAGGCCAGGAAGAACCAUGGGGACAGGCGGUAUUGUGAAUCAGGAUUCUCCACAGAAGUGACAAAGGAUGGCAAAGUCAUUCUUGGUGCCCCAGGAAGUUUCUACUUUCAAGGUCAGGUUAUGGUCGCAAGUUUGCCCAACAUUCUCAGCAGCAUGACGGGCCAAAGUCCACUGCGUUCAGUGCAGGGAAUGAUCUCCUCCCGAGAAGUUGGUUCUUACGACGCGUACGAGGGUUACUCCGUCGCCUCUGGAGAGUUCACUGGAGACUCCACACCAGACUACGUGGUCGGCCUCCCUAAUGACCAAAAUACGGCUGGUUCGGUUAUAAUCUACAACGGAGAAUCGCAGGUCGAUUUAAAAGUGGUCCACACUUUCUCUGGUACUCAGGUGACUGCGUACUUCGGCCAUUCCGUGGCAGUGACAGACAUCAAUAAUGACGGGCGAGAUGACAUUUUGAUCGGAGCCCCUCUCUACAUGGAGCGGCAGUCCGGCCAGCACCUGCACCAGGUGGGACAGGUGUGGGUGUACCUGCAGCGGGACCACUCUGUCUUCUCCAGCAAGCCAGACCAGAAGCUGACGGGCACCGUGGUGUACGGACGAUUCGGCAGCGCCAUCGCCCCGCUGGGGGACAUCGACAUGGACGGCUUCAACGAUGUUGCAGUGGGGGCUCCCUCGUCCGGGGACCACGGUCAGGUGUUCAUCUUCAUGGGGCAGAGCGACGGGCUGGCGCCCCAGUACGCCCAGGUCCUCCCGAGCCCCUUCAGACCCCCAGGGGGCGCCGCGGCGUUCGGGUUCACCCUCAGGGGCGGCACCGACAUCGACGCCAACGGCUACCCAGAUCUCGUAGUCGGAGCGUGGGGUGCGAGUCAGAUUGCCAUAUACAGGGCCCAAGCCGUAGUAAGGGCUAAAGCACAGCUCUCCCUCCUCCCGGACUUCCUCAAUCCGGACGUGAAAGACUGCCAGCUGCCAAAGACCAGCCAAGAACCUCAGAGUGUCUCCUGCUUCACAGUCAGCCUCUGUAUCAGUGUAUCUGGGCACAGUAUUCCAGAGGAGAUAGUCUUGGACACCGAGCUCCAGCUGGACAAGAUGAAACAGAAAAUGGCCAGAAGAACCCUGUUCCUGCAGUCCAAUCAGCCGCAAGAGCAAUUCUCCCUGACCAUUCAGAGGGAUGUGGGCGUGGCCUGCACAAACCGGACUGCCUACCUGCGGCACGAGUCAGAGAUCAAAGACAAGCUGAGCCCCAUCUUCAUCUCGCUGAACUGCAGCCUGGACGGAUCGACCAACGCCGUGCUGCACGGACAGAGAGCGGCCGUCGCACAGACCCGGAUCAUUCUAGACUGCGGCGAGGACAACGUCUGUGUGCCUGACCUGAGACUGACCGCCACCGCGGACUCCGAUCGGCUCCUCAUCGGCGAGGAGAACCCGGUGCUCCUGGUGGUCGGGGCGGAGAACCGGGGGGAGGGCGCCUACGAGACGGAACUGCAGAUCCGUCCCCCCGCCCACGCCCACUACCAGGGCGUGGUGAGCGACAGAGAGGGCUUCUCCCGGCUGGUGUGUGCACAGAGGAAGGAGAACGGGACCGUGGUCGUGGUCUGCGAUUUGGGAAACCCGAUGAAACAAGGCCAGAAGGUGCAGGCAGGCCUGUUCUUCAGCGCAGGCAACCUGGAGGAGGUGGAGAGCCACGUCUCCUUCCAACUGCAGAUCAAAAGCAAGAACAGCCGCGACCCAGACAGCAACGUCGUCCAUCUGAGUAUCAACGUCAGUGCCACAGCGACUCUCGAAAUGAGGGGGGGCUCCUCGCCCGUGGAGUGUGUGCUGCCCAUCGCUCAGUGGGAACCCCAGGAGGUGCCCUCCACCCUGGCAGAGGUCGGGCCGGUCGUCGAGCACGUCUACGAACUGCGGAACCUGGGUCCCGGGACCGUCAAUGCCAGAAUGGAGGUAGAUUUCCCCUCCCGCCAGCAGGGGGCGUUUCUGCUCUACGUGUUCGCCAACGCCUCAGAGGAGCACGUCACCUGCCGCACCAACUUCUCAGACAUCGACCUCUACAAGCUGGUGAAAUAUGAGGAUUCAAAUACAACCUUCAGCCUCAUCCACCGGAUCGAAAAGCGCAGCGUGGAACAGGAUCGCCAAAGCAAAGAAACCGUCCACGUGAACUGCUCUGGAGAGGUGAAGUGUCUGAGGUUCGAGUGCGAGGCCUCCGGGCUGGAGAGGGGAUCGAGUGCCGUGGUGCGGGUGCUGUCCAGGCUGUGGGUGCACACAUUUUUGGAGAGACCUUAUGAGGAUUACGUCCUUCACUCUACCGCUUCUUUCCAAGUCCUGAGCUUCGUCUCCAAGAUACAGCCGAAGGAGUUUCCCCGCGGACAGGCGAAGACCCAGACCAGCGUGGUGUGGAGGAGUCCGGAUGGGGAAAAGGAGGUGCCGGUGUGGUGGAUUGUGGUGGCCAUCAUCGCUGGUCUCUUACUGCUGGCUGUGCUCAACUUCAUCUUCUGGAAGGUCGGCUUUUUCAAGCGCAAUCGACCCCCAAGUGAUGGGGAGGACGACGACACUCAGGAUCUGAAUGUGGAUCAGUAGUGAGAGGAUACAGAACCCGCUGCUUUAAGAUGAACAUCGUGAAGCAGUCAGCUGGAUUCUCUAAGUGAGAGUGCCACAAUUGGGCCUGGCCGGAUUAAAAAAGCUUCCUGAUGAAAAAACUAGGCGGGUGGACGUAGUUCAGGCAGAGCAUCAAAUUUAGGUGCCUAUUGUUAUUGGACCAAAGUUAGUGCACAAAAGGCCAAAGAAAAUUCUGAGACCAAAAAAAAGGAUUAUUGACAGAUUAGGAUGAAAAUUCUGUGUUUAUCUAUUUCUGCACAGAGUAAGAUGUGUUCCCCUGUGAUUGUAUGUUGACACAUCCACUCAUCAGAUUUGUAUUUGUGCCUGGAUACCUGUGUGUGUGUGUUUGCAGUGCUGCUCAUAAUAUUGUACUGAGCAAAAAUAAUAAUCAAAUGAAAAUCACUAUUUGUUCAUGAAAUGCCAGUAAAUUAAUUCAAAAACCAGACAAGGGAUAACAUAACUUGGGGUGAUGGAACUGUAAUUUGAGACUGCAGUUGGAAUUUAGGAUCUAUUGAAGCUGAAAGAUUAUCAGUCUUGUGGGUAAUUAGCUGUGCCUGUGUUACAUUUAAGGAAUGACUUAUAUAUCGCGUUGUUCAUUGUGCAGAAAAUUUCAGAAAUGUAUUAUUUGAUGUGAAACUAAUUAGGCCAGAAUAACAUUUCUGCACCAGUUGUAAGUUCGCUUAGCAUUAGAGUACUUACAUCAUCAAACAGAACAUGGAACUUGUGAUGUAUUUUUUUGUUUGUAUAUAUUUAGCAGCCAUUUUUCCCAGAUUACUUUGCUAAAAGAUGUACACCUUUAAUUUGGGUUCUUUUACUGUUGUGCAUAUUUGUGUUCAUUUAAGUAAACUUUAAUUCACCUUUGAACUUGUUUGGUUCAAUGGUUGCCAUUAAUCAAUAUCGCAUAAGUGUGUAUUUUUGGUUGAGGCAGCCAGUCUGAGAGAUUUAUUACAUGUAUUACAAUUUUUUGUUUAAAUUAAUAUUGCUUGUGAACUCAACUGUGUGCGAUAAAUGUUGUCCCAUAUUCGAAGAUGGGUAAUAAAUGUAUGUUUUGAGAGAAAA